AUGACUACACAUCCAGACAUUGCAGCAGCCAAGUCAAUUUUCUGCAGCUGUGUAAGUAAACCAUGUCAAACAGACUGGAAUUCAAUAAAAAAACGUAUGAGGUAUAUUAAAGACACAAAAGGCUUGAGCUUAAAGUUGUCAGCAGUCCGUGACUUAAACCUCAAAGGAUAUGUGGACUCUGACUGGGUGGGUGAUCUUAACACAUGCAAAUCUACAAGUGGUUACCUGUUCAAAUUAGAAAACAGUUCUAUAUCCUGGUCCAGCAAGAAACAGAUCUCAAUGAUGUUGUCUUCUACAGAGGCAGAAUAUAUCUCUUUUCCCUAUGCCAGUUACAAAGCCAUCUGGUUGCGUCAGUUACAUGAAGAUCUUGGAGAACCAGUAUCCCAGCCUAUGGUCUUAUAUGAGGACAAUCAGCGAUACAUUAAGCUUGCAACCAGUCAGAAGAUCAAUGCAAGAACUGACCAUAUUGAUGUCAGACACCAUUGCAUUCAUGAUUAG
Molecule: messenger RNA, 498 nt
Organism: Protopterus annectens (West African lungfish)
Lineage: Eukaryota; Metazoa; Chordata; Ceratodontiformes; Protopteridae
Product: secreted RxLR effector protein 161-like
Exons: 1
Coding region: 1-498 (165 amino acids)
Source: RefSeq, a predicted model, not a curated record